GCGGGCCGCCCCCGUCGCCGUGGAAACGAAGGCUGCCGAUCGGCGCGGUGGCUUCCUCUCCUCCGGGCAGCGGUGGGCUCCCACCAGCUUGAGGGCGGCAGACCGCGAUGCUGAAGGCCAAGAUUCUCUUCGUGGGGCCCUGCGAGAAGGAGAAACAGCCCUGUGCGAGAGUGUGGCACCGCCAGCCACUGUGGGACCCAGCUCUGAACCUGAAUUUCUCUGUGACCUUGAGGAACUCCCUUCCCCUUUCUGGACCUCAGUGGCUUCGUAUCUGUGACAGACUGGUUUCUUGAUGUGCAGAGGAGCAUGGCAGGAGAGAGACUCACGAUGGGCACCUGGGUGGCUCAGUCGUUAAGCGUCUGCCUUCGGCUCAGAGUGGAAAAACCGUUUUGGCCAACUUCCUGACAGAAUCUUCUGACAUCACCGAAUACAACCCAACCCAAGGAGUGAGGUUCGAGUCUUGCUGGCCAGCCCUGAUGAAGGACGCGCACGGGGUGGUGAUCAUCUUCAAUGCCGACCUCCCGAGCCACCUGAAGGAAAUCGAGAUGUGGUAUUCCUGCUUCGUCCAGCAGCAGUUCCUACAGGACCCUCGGUGUCUGUUGAUCGCGCACCACAAACCAGGCUCCGGAAGUGAUAAAGGACACCUGACUUUGUCGCCCCCCUUGAGCAAGCUGAAGCUGGUGCACUCGAAUCUUGAGGAUGACCCUGAAGAGAUCAGGUUGGAGUUCAUAAAGUAUUUAAAAAGCAUAAUCAACUCAGUGUCUGAAAGCAGAGACCGGGAGGAGAUGUCAAUUAUCACCUAAGCAGCCUUCACCUGGACUCUUCCACAUCGCACAUGAGGUCACCUUGUUCCCCAGGCAGAUCUGGAAUCUUACCCGGCUACUGAUGCGACCUUCUCCCUGUGGCUAUAGAAGAGAUUUUCCUUAUCUGCUCUUAAGGCCGGGUCAGCCAGGGAGUUGACUCGUACCGUUUAUUCCCUGUCCUUAGUUCAGAUGAGAAAAUCCUCUUAUUGCAUUCUCAUUCCUUUGCCCCAAACCUCUCCAAGAGCUGGAAAACUGAGCUGUUUUUCUUUCCUCUUCAUAUACGUCAAGUGACAAAAAUUGUGGAAUUGUAACUGUCAGAACCAAAUGAUUCGGCAGAAGUUUAAUUCCUG
Molecule: messenger RNA, 1153 nt
Organism: Leptonychotes weddellii (Weddell seal)
Lineage: Eukaryota; Metazoa; Chordata; Mammalia; Carnivora; Phocidae
Source: RefSeq, a predicted model, not a curated record